AUGGCAAUUAGAUGUAUUGCGCAUCAUAUCAAUUUGGUUACAAAAGAUAUUAUUUCUAUUGAAUGGGCAAAAAAAAUACUUAAAAAUUGUCAACAAAUUGUUUCAUUUUUUCAUAGUUCUCAUCGAGCUGGAGCUGCAUUAUGUGAUGAAAUUAAAAAAUUCUUUACUGGAGCAAACUUAAAAUCCUCAGUUAAAACACGUUGGA
Molecule: messenger RNA, 205 nt
Organism: Funneliformis geosporum
Lineage: Eukaryota; Fungi; Glomeromycota; Glomeromycetes; Glomerales; Glomeraceae
Source: the annotation of a GenBank genome assembly